Prorocentrum cordatum is the source of this 473-nucleotide messenger RNA. The record is from the annotation of a GenBank genome assembly. NCBI's taxonomy places the organism in Eukaryota, Dinophyceae, Prorocentrales, Prorocentraceae.
GGCCAGGCGGAGCUGUGGAGGAUGCUGUCCUUCCCGCUGGUGUCCAUCACGUUCUGCGCCCGGGCGGUGCUCUCCGAGGGCGGCGCCGGGGCCGCAGGCGAGGCGCGGGAGCUCAGCACCUGGCUCCUCUUCCUCGCCAUGGGGCUCGUGACGCAGGCGGGGCAGCUGACGCUCACGCGCGGGCUGGCGCUGCUGCCCGCCGCCAGCGGCACGCAGGUGACGCCUUCCCCGCCCGCCGCCGAUCUGUCAACCCCCGAACUUCGGCUCGGUGCUCGGCGUGCUCUUCGGCGUCAUGCUGGGAGACGCAUGGCCCCCGUGGACGACGUGGGCGGGCGGGGGGCUGAUCUUCGCCUCCCUGCUCCUGGCCGAGGUGGCGGAGAGGUGGCCGAAGCGCGCCUGAUCAGACGUAUAGAGCGGUGGCCACGUGCGAACCCGACCCCCCACUCCCCACGAGUUCUAAGAUUAAGUCGGGC